This is a messenger RNA of Pyricularia oryzae 70-15, 1678 nucleotides long. RefSeq lists its product as uncharacterized. The record is from RefSeq and is a predicted model, not a curated record. Lineage: Eukaryota; Fungi; Ascomycota; Sordariomycetes; Magnaporthales; Pyriculariaceae. Bases 216 to 1610 code for a protein of 464 amino acids. The transcript has 2 exons.
UUUUUUUUUUUUUUUUUUUUUCAACAGCUAAAAGGUCAAAGCUACGACCAACGUACCUUACCUAUUUAGGUUAUUGCGUUCAUUGAUACACCAACACGUAUGCGACUCCACAAGUCUUGAUGGCUUCAAAUCCACACCACAGAACCGUGCUAUAGGCAACGAAAAGCGCUUCAAAAGUUCCCCUGCUUUCUUUGUUCAUCUUUUCAAAAACUGCCAUGCGCUCUCUCUCACGCCAACUGAGGGGGCGGCGGAUCGUUCGCGCCCUUGCCUUCAUCUUCCUGGUGUGGAGCGUCGUCGAGGUGCACUAUAUCAGCCGCAGCCUGCAGCAGGGCGUCCUGAUGACGACGGGCCCUCCACUUCCCGACUCCCCCUCGGAGCUCGAGUCCAAAGAGGAUCACGAGAGAAACGUGCGGGCUGUCAGGGAGCGCCGGUGGGAGGACUCGAUCAGCUCGCUGCAGCAGUCCCUGAGCCUGAAGCGCCGGCCGCGCAUCUACAUCGCCAGCCUGCACUGGAACAAUGAGAAGAUCCUGCGCAGCCACUGGAAUGCCGCCCUGCUGGACCUGGUGCGCGCCCUGGGCCCCGAAAACGUCUUCGUGGCCGUCCACGAGGGUGGCAGCUGGGAUGGGUCCGCCGCGGCCCUGCGCGAGCUUGACGCCCAGCUCAGCAGUCUUGGCGUCGCACGGGAUAUCGUCCUCGACAGCAGGACUCACAAGCAGGAGGUCGAGAACGUGCCGCCCGGGGGGACGCCAGGCUGGAUUGAGACGCCGCGAGGAAGGCGCGAGCUGCGGCGCAUACCUUACCUCGCUCGCCUGCGCAACAAAUCUAUCGCUCGGCUGCGGGAGAUGGCCGAGGCCAAUGACUGGGGCAAAGGUCGGAACGAAACGCUUGCGUUUGACAGGGUGCUGUUUCUAAAUGACGUCGUCUUCUCCGUCGACGACGUGCUAGCUCUAUUAUUGACAAAGGAGGGUCACUACGCCGCCGCCUGCUCCAUCGACUUUGCAAAACCGCCCGAGUACUACGACACCUUUGCACUCAGGGACAUUGAGGGGCAUGAACACGCCACGCACACCUGGGCCUUUUUUCGCUCUUCAAAGUCCCGACAGGCCCUGAAGAUGAGUAUUCCGGUUCCCGUCAAGAGCUGUUGGAACGGCAUCGUCGCGAUGCCCGCCAGCGUCUUCACAGCCAGGGAGUCGCCGCUCCUCUUCCGCGGCAUACCGGACAGCCUGGCGCUGCGGCACCUCGAGGGGUCCGAGUGCUGCCUGAUCCACGCCGACAACCCACUGUCCGCCACGCGCGGAGUGUGGCUCAACCCCAACGUCCGUGUCGGCUACAGCGGCGACGCCUACGACGCCGUUCACCCUUCCGAUGGCCACGCCUGGCUGUCCUGGUGGGAUAUUUGGGCCGGCCUGUGGAGGAAUCGGCUGAGGAGGAUGACCGCCACCCCGGCGGUCAAGGAGUGGAAGGUCAGGAGGUUGGUCCAGCAGUGGAGGUCGUCGGGAGACGACGGUAUGAGGAACGACGUGGCGGGCGAUGGGGAAGACGAAACGGGCCUUUUCUGUCUGAUUAACGAAAUGCAGGUGCUUGCCGAGAAUGGGUGGGCCCACGUGUAAUACUAAAUUCUUUACCACCUCAUAUAAUUAAUCACACUUGAAGCAAAAGAUCACGCGCGCACAGUUCC